AUGGCAAAGAACAUAAACUCAGUUAGCUUCACUGUUCUCUUGAUUGUCUUCUUCAUGGCUACCACUGAAAUCAUUAAGAGCAAUGCUGAACCACGAUGCUUCACGUUCUUAGACGAGUGCGGUCCAGACCCAUUCCUUGGUACGAAUCUUGAUUGCACUGAAUGUUGCAGAAGCACAUACCCGGGUCAAAAAGUAUGUAAAGGGGUUGUUGAGGGAAGCGAACAACACUGCCAUUGCUACCAAAGAUCCAAAAAAGAGUGA
Messenger RNA from Capsella rubella, 261 nucleotides. RefSeq names its product defensin-like protein 206. The record is from RefSeq and is a predicted model, not a curated record. The coding region runs from base 1 to 261 and encodes 86 amino acids. The transcript has 2 exons. Lineage: Eukaryota; Viridiplantae; Streptophyta; Magnoliopsida; Brassicales; Brassicaceae.